GAUCUUCGUUGUAACAUCCUCUGACGUGUCAGCACUGAGAGUGCCAUAGUAAACAGUUUACAUGUGAAAUAUGUUGUUCAGUCAUUUACUAGAAGGGUUUGUUUCGUUCACCAUCAAUAUAAACAAUUAAUUCUUUAUAAAACGCAUAUCCUUGGUGUUUUACACUAGAGCUGGUGCGUUUCCAGUCAUGAUGAAUUUUGGUUCCAAAGGCAAGAAGCGGAUGGUUCUGCCGACCCGACCCGAUCCGCCGACAGUAGAACAGAUCAUGGAGGAUGUGAACCGAGCCUAUCCCAAUGAUCCAGUGUUCACUGUUUUACACGAAUCUGCCGAAGAUUUGAAGUCCAGUUCCAGCAACAGUGAAGUGGAGGUAAGAUACCAGCAGAGCAGACGCUACAUAGAGCUGCAUGAGCGAUUGCAAGAAGAACGUGGCAAUCUUGCUCGGCGAAGAGACGAGCUGCGUGCGGCUGGGGAGUCUUUGGAACACAGCGUGAUGGAGGUGAAGAGGAGUGCGCUGUGACAACUGGCAGGGGCCUGCAGAACAUUCACACCUGCGUCUUAUGAACUUGAGAUUUGCAUAUUCAGUAGUUGAUUGCUGGGCAUGGCACUUGUGAAUAUAACAAAUUAAAAUCAAAUUCAGUAAAAUACUUGGUGUUUUUCCUAUUGAAUGUUUGAUGCAUUUAUUUAAUGAUUUGUUUGUGAUAUUUUUGGCUUAUUUUUAUUUUUUGUAAAUCUAUUUGGUCAAUGUUAAUGUGUGUUUAAUAGAAGUACACAGUCCAUUCAACAAGAUGUGCAGUCUUAAUGUAUUUUAUAUGAUUUAAUGUCAUUUAUACCUGAUUACAAUACAAGAUUCCUUGAGUUUUAUGAUGAAUGGGAUUUUUCAGUUUACAGACAGUACAACUUGUUGAAUAUAUUGAUGACUGUACAGCUAUUCUUCACAGCUUAAUUUUCAUUUGCAUUAA
Molecule: messenger RNA, 959 nt
Organism: Megalobrama amblycephala (Wuchang bream)
Lineage: Eukaryota; Metazoa; Chordata; Actinopteri; Cypriniformes; Xenocyprididae
Gene: lg21h19orf25
Product: linkage group 21 C19orf25 homolog
Exons: 2
Coding region: 188-517 (109 amino acids)
Source: RefSeq, a predicted model, not a curated record